CGCGCACGGCUGCACUUCAGCGCUGCGGCGGCCGGAGCCGCUCGGGACAACGCGGUUCCCGGCGUGGGGACGGGUCCCGCGGCGGCAGAUCUGGUGAGCGCGGGAGGCGGGAGCCCGGUCCGCAGCCCGGGGGAUGGCGGCGGCGUGCCGCAGCCGGCCAGCAGCCUAAGCGCCGCAGCGGGCACUCGGGAGGGCUGAUCUGGGCACAGCUUCUGAUCUUCAGUCAUGGAUGAAACUGCUUUGUCCCUUGGAACAAUAGAUGUUUCCUAUUUGUCCACCUCAGCAGAGUGCAGUAUCAGUAGAUGUAAGCAUUCCAGUGAAGAAUGGGGAGAGUGUAACUCUAGGCCCACUCUCUUCCGAUCUGCCACUUUGAAAUGGAAGGAGACUCUACUGAGCAAAAAAAGGCCGUUUGUGGGCCGGUGUUGCUAUGUCUGCACUCCCCAGAGCCGGGAUAACUUCUUCAAUUCUAGUAUUCCUUCUUUGGGUCUACGCAAUGUCAUAUAUAUCAAUGAAACACAUACAAGGUACAGAGGGUGGCUUGCAAGACGCUUUUGUUACUUCCUUUUUGUGCAAGAGAGGGAUGUUCAUAAGGGUAUGUUUGCCAAGAAUCUGACAGAAAAUGUGCUGAAUAGCAGCAGAGUCCAGAAGGCCAUUUUAGAUGAAGCUUCUGAACCAAGUGCUCCGGGUAGUUUUACUCAGAUGGAUCCUAAAGCUGUUAACAAAGUGAAGAAAAAAGCUAGGAAAAUUCUUCAGGAAAUGGUAGCAAAUGUGUCACCUGCUUUAAUCAGGUUGACUGGCUGGGUGUUACUGAAGCUCUUUAACAGCUUCUUCUGGAAUAUUCAGAUUCACAGAGGUCAAAUAGAAAUGGUCAAAGCAGCAACAGAGAUGAAUUUGCCUCUUAUCUUCUUGCCUGUUCACAAAUCCCACAUUGACUACCUGCUCCUCACAUUCAUUCUUUUCUGCCAUAACAUCAAAGCACCUUACAUUGCUGCAGGGAACAACCUCAACAUCCCCAUCUUCAGCACAUUAAUCCGCAAGCUAGGAGGGUUUUUCAUCCGUCGGAAGUUAGAUCAGAGUCCUGAUGGUCGUAAGGACUUUCUCUACAGAGCUUUGCUCUACGUGCACAUAGAAGAAUUGUUGAAACAGCAGCAGUUUUUAGAAAUAUUCUUGGAAGGCACACGAUCUCGAAGUGGAAAGACAGCUGGAGCUAGAGCAGGUCUUUUAUCUGUGGUGGUGGAUGCUCUCUUCUCAAAUGCUACUCCUGACGUCCUAAUUAUACCUGUGGGAAUCUCCUAUGAUCGAAUAAUUGAAGGUCACUAUAACAGUGAACAGCUGGGCAAGCCUAAGAAGAAUGAAAGUCUUUGGAGUAUAGCCAGAGGAGUGUUCAGAAUGCUGCGGAAGAAUUACGGGUGUGUCAGAGUAGAUUUUGCACAACCAUUUUCCUUAAAAGAAUAUGUAAACAACCAAAGCCAAAAACCUGUGCCUGCUCCUCUUUCUUUGGAACAAGCUUUGUUACCAGCUAUACUUCCGUCAAGAUCUAAUGAUACUGUGGAUGAAGGUACAGAGGCCUCACUGUCCAGCUCCAGGGAUAUCACCAGUGAACCCUUCAGAAGAGAGCUGAUAGCCAACUUGGCUGAGCAUGUUUUGUUCACUGCUAACAAGUCCUGUGCUGUGAUGUCUACCCACAUUGUUGCCUGUUUGCUGCUGUACAGACACAGGCAGGGAACUGAUCUCUCCAGGUUGGUGGAAGAUUUCUUCUCCAUGAAGGAGGAGGUCUUAGCCCGUGAUUUUGACUUGGGAUUUUCAGGGAACUCAGAUGAUGUUGUCAUGCAUGCCAUCCACUUGUUGGGCAACUGUGUAAAUAUCACAAACACUAGCCGAAACAAUGAGUUCUUCAUCACUCCCAGCACCACCAUACCUGCUGUCUUUGAACUCAACUUCUACAGCAAUGGUGUUUUUCACGUGUUCAUUAAAGAGGCCAUUAUUGCCUGCAGUCUUCACGCAGUUCAGAGCAGGAGAUACAGAAAUGGCACCAAUGGUGGUUCUCCCAGUUUGAUUAGUCAAGAACACCUGGUCCGAAAAGCUGCCAGCUUGUGUUACCUACUUUCUAAUGAAUUUACAAUAUCUUUGCCUUGCCAGGUGAUCUAUCAGGUUUGCCACGAAGCUGUGGAAAAGCUGAUACAAUAUGGCAUUCUUCUGGUGGCUGAGCAGGAUGAUCAGGAGGAUGUUAGCCCAGGUCUUACAGAACAGCAAUGGGAUAAAAAACUCCCUGAGCCAUUAUCUUGGAGAAGUGAUGAGGAAGAUGAAGACAGUGAUUUUGGAGAAGAGCAGAGAGAUUGCUACCUGAAGGUGAGCCAGUCUCAAGAGCACCAGCAGUACAUCACUUUCCUGCAGAGGUUAUUGGGACCUUUACUGGAAGCAUACAGCUCUGCUGUCAUCUUUGUGCACAAUUUUAGUGGUCCUGUUUCAGAGUCUGAAUAUGUUCAAAAGUUACACAGGCACUUAAUAAGCAGGACGGAGAAGAAUGUAGCUGUAUAUGCUGAGAGUGCUACCUACAGUCAUGUGAAAAAUGCAGUGAAAGUCUUUAAGGAAAUUGGGGUUUUUAAUCAAACGAAGCAAAGAAGAGACACCAUUUUGGAACUGAGCACUACGUUCCUACCUCAGCGCAACAGGCAGAGACUGCUGGAAUUCAUCAUGAGCUUCAUGGUAUUAUAAACCACGGAGAGCACCUUUGUCCAGGGACACAAAGACAGGUUUUGAGACUGUAUCAAAGCCUGGGGACAUUUGCUAAUCUUUCAAGGUGUAAGGUGCCACUGUCUGGGUAAGGCCUUCUCUGACUUGAACUACUGGAAGACAAGUGCCUUGUUACGUAUGUAUUUAUGGAUUUCUUACAGUCCCAAUGCUGUUGUAGCACAGCGAUACUCAGAUGACACUUUGGAUACAAGUAACUAAACACAUUGCAAAAAAUGAAUGAUUAGGAUGAGAUUUAAAAUGAAAAGUGAAGUUUUAUCAGUGUUUUAAGUAUACUUUUACAGACUGUAACAGAUACACAAAUACACAUAUUGGUGAUCUGUAGCUAACCCCGAGGUCUUGAGUUUAGUGGCAACACAGCUUGUGGCAUAAACAAGUAACUUUCAUUCCAAUUCAGUUUUCUUAUUUUAAAUCAAUGGUUUCAGAAUUUUGCUUAGGCAGAAUGUAUGUGUCAUGGAUAAAGCCAUAGUUUUUUAUAAAUGUUAACAUAAAUGCCAAAAUUCUAAUGAGAUACACAGACAUCUGAGAGCAAUGAUCAUGUAGGAGAUGAUUGUCAGAAACGUCAGCAGGCACACCUUGCACUGUUAGAGCUGUGUAAUGCCGUGGUAGAUUGCACUAAUCACUGCUGUCAUGAAGAAUGUGAGAGUAACUGGCUUCUUUUUAUUAUGGCAUCUGUCAUUCAGCCAGAUGAAAGUCAGGAGACAGUUGCCUGAAUGUGAAUAUCUUGUAAAAUCUUACGUUAUUAUUUAAUUGAAAAAACAAAGCUAUGAAGUUUGGUGGGCUUUUAUUUUUAAUUAAUGUCUCUCUCUUUUUUUUUAAUUAUUAUUUUCAAGUACAGACUUGAUUUGGUGAAAUAAUUUUUAAUUUGGGCCCUAAAACUUUCAGCAAUAACUUUUACAAUCCUUUGGAAACAAAGUGUUCAUAUUGUGUUCUCUUGCUGAGCAGAUCUAAAGCAGUAUGAAGUAGUAACCUCUAGAAAUAGGGAAGCAGCAUAAACAGUGUACUCUUGAGUCUAACUGACUUACAAAAGAGAAAUAAUUCAUAGACAAAACUGAGUGAUGAAUAAAUUCUGUCCUAUGAAACAGGGCUCUGGUCCUGUGAUUCGAUCCGUUUGCAUGGAGGACUUGCACUGUAGAUUUCAUCUUCUCUUCAUGUGAGUGGAGAUUGAAUUGCAACCCACAGUCCUGUAUUUUAGUACAGCUUCUCUAGCUGAAGCAAUAACUUGGUGUUAUGUGAAGCUGAUUUGCUUGUGGAAUGUGCUUUUCCUCAUUUAGAUUGCCUUCUAUAUGAGGGAAAUCAAACUUGGUUACUCCAGUGUUUUGCUUGAUUCUCGCAUCCAGGCAUUGUGAGCAGAAAAUCCCCUAAAAUUUUGUCAUGUGGUCUCUUUUGCUUGACAUAACUACAGGAAAGCAUACUUGAAUCCCAGCACUUGCACUGUUACGCCAGCACAAAACCGAUGCACACGAUUUGACUUUGUGGCCAAGGAGCUUGUGCAUUUGUACUGCACAUUUGUCAACCAGAAUAUUUCUGUACAUUUUUUCUAUUAAAUGUGAUUAAUAUUUGAAAGCUGCAAUUUAUAGUUUGUUAGCAUUACACUGUCAGCACUGUGAGACACGUGUUCUGUCACUAAACCAGGUGCUCUACAACACUUAACAGAAUUUCUGAACCAAAGCUACAUUAAUACAGAUAGAAACUGACCCGAGAGUCGCUUCUGUUCUUACAUCCUCCUGCUGUCUCAGCAGGACCGUGACUGCAUCACACACCAUUUGUUUUGUGAAGUCUACUAGCUGUUUAGAAACAGUUUCAUCUCCUGCCUAGCUAACGUGCACUGUUGUUUAACCUGAGAUAUGCUCCACACAAGGGUUGUUGCUGAUGGCUUCUGUUUAAUGUCCAAAACAGACUAGGUGCUUCUGAAUAAUGGGCUCUCCUAGUUUACUGCAUUGCAGUAAAUCUGUACUAACAGUGAAGACUGUACAUAAAAAAGGUUUUUACAGAUGAAGCAAUAUGAAGCAAAAAAAACCUUGAGUUAUUUUUAUCAAGAGUGUUCUGCCAGCUGAUAUAUUAGUUACCAACGAAACCUAGGAGUACUGUGGUCACUGGAGUGUUCUGGCUAGGUGUUGCAACUAACAGAGGUUAUGGCUUACACUGAAAAAUCUAAACAAGUUAAACCUGGGUAAUAUAACUCAAUGAAUGGCUAGGGUAAUGAUGCAUGUGAAUACACAUUAAUGAAUAGAUUUAAUGUGCAGACGCACCUCCAAAACUGGUUUGGUUUUGUAUGAAAAAACCUGCAUGUGAGAAGUCAGUGCUAUGAACCAUAUGCCCCUGGAAGCCUUUGCAGUCUGCUGCAAGUGUGUAUGUACACAUAUUUAUGCAAAUGUGUGUAUAGUGUGACACACAACAACUAUGCUUUUCCCUGAAAAUAAAGCACAGAAUAUAAAAUGAUCAGGUUAUAGCAGUCAAAAACUGAAACCAACACUUUUGCACUGAAUUUACACCUUCAGUGUCUUCUGAUUUUAUUAACCUUUCAUGUUUCCCUUGCUGAUAGUAUACCAGUUAAUUUUGGUCAACCAGUAAAGAAGAAAGAUCUGGCCCUGAAUUACCACCAAUGUAUUUUAAGACUCUCUUCUUACAGACUUACAUGAGUCUCAACAUUCUUAUGAGCAUAGUACUCAUGUAACAUGUGCAAGUCUUUUGGGGCCAGGAUCUUUUGUGAUAUAAGAAACUUAGUCUUUCCAGAUGAAUCCUGUAGAUCACACGUUUUUAGAGUGGUAAAAAUGUAGAAAUCAAUUUCCUGUGCCACCAUAGCUACCCAGACCCCAUGAACUUGUUAAUGCAUUUAACUCUGUACUCACAUUGACAGCGUUUGACAGUAUAGGGCUUUAUUCACCUGUCUUUGAAUAGGAAGCAUGUACACACACUGAGGUUCAACUGACUGCCUGCUCUGCAGAGAAGUAUCAGAAUCACCUUGUAGAAGAAGGUUGAGCUGGGAGGUGAUGUAAGAUACUGUUGCUCUUGUGUUUCUGUGCUAAUGAGCCUGACACUGCUUCCUUCAGAAUGUUACCACAUUUUACCUGUUACCUGUAAUGCCGUGUCUGUUGUAGAAGCACAGAGGUGUGCUGGAGUCAUUUUAAUAAAUUAAACUGUUUGCUAAUAUGA
Messenger RNA from Colius striatus (speckled mousebird), 5907 nucleotides. RefSeq names its product glycerol-3-phosphate acyltransferase, mitochondrial (gene GPAM). The coding region runs from base 226 to 2715 and encodes 829 amino acids. The record is from RefSeq and is a predicted model, not a curated record. Gene Ontology annotation, molecular function: glycerol-3-phosphate O-acyltransferase activity. The transcript is spliced from 22 exons. Gene Ontology annotation, biological process: phospholipid biosynthetic process. Gene Ontology annotation, cellular component: mitochondrial membrane; plasma membrane. NCBI's taxonomy places the organism in Eukaryota, Metazoa, Chordata, Aves, Coliiformes, Coliidae.